AUGACAUUCCGAAGAGCAUUAAAAUCUCGAAAAUUUCCAAAAUGUUGUCUGAACGGAGAAAAUUGUCGCAACUGUCGAUUCUACCAAUACCAAAAGUUUCUGGCUGUUGAAAUGAAAUGGCUGGUUCCUCUGCCAUUGAAACAUCUUUUCCAACCAUUAACCCCUUAUUUGCAAAUAGUCAUUAAUCAGUUGAAACUUAUGGAUAACCGAGGAAAACAUGUAUUCCAUAGCUAUGCACUUAUGGAUGAUUUCAAUCUGGAUACUCUGGUUCUGUACACCUCAACAAACUAUAUUGCGAAACAUGAGCAUUUUCAUUUUACUCGUCACGGUUGCGCAGCUAUUAGUCAUACUACGGGAAUAGAUUUCAUCAAAAAAUUCGAAUUCAUCAGCUUGCUUUCAGCAAAAGAACUGAUUGGAUUCAUCGAGAAGGCUAUUAUGCCUUAUACUCUGUUUUGUACAGCUAUGAGAUCAUAUACCAAUCGACGAGAAGCUGCGGAGUUCCCAGGAGGCGUUGACGUCAUCUGUGAAGAUCUUGAGGUUUGCGACGCCAACGCUCCCGCUGUCUUAGACAACCUCCGACAUCCAUUAGUGGCAAAGUUGAAAGAGUUGAAAAUUACCAACGAGGAAUUUCUUUUGCUGUCUGCAGUUACCAUUUGCAAUUCAGUCGCUGCGAAAUUAUCUGACGAGAGCCCGUGCGGUGACCCCUUCUAUUCCUCUGAUAUCGAUUUUUUGGCCGCUAUGGUUGUAACUAUUAUUAAACAUAAACCUCGAAAUAAGAGAAAAGCUCUCUCGGCCUUGAAAGAUGAAAAUGGCGGUAAGAAAUCCAAAUUGUCUGAAUAUUCCAGUAAGCAAGCUGUGGAUGAUAUAAUUGAAUCUGUGGAUGAUAUGUCUAACCCAUUAUAUGAACUGCUGUCUAAUGAUUUCAAAUCGAAAGAAGAAUUCACUGUGAAUGAUAUUGCAAUGAUGUUUAAGUCGCUGGCUGAAACGAUUCUCAAGCUUCAAUCCCAAAACACAAUGUUGAAAAACCAAAACUGUAUUCUAAAUGCCAAUUUGUCGAAUCUUACGGAAAAAGUUGAUGGCUUGGAGGAGAAUCUCAAAUUGUUAUCAUCUCAACCUAAAGAAUCACCAAAACCUCCUACUACAUUAAUUAAAACUUUUGCUUCAGCUGUCGCCUCAACCAUCUCUGCUCCAAAAUCCCAAAUCUCUUUCAUGCGAGCUGCCUCAUUGGCUAACUCUGAAGAUGCACGGAAAUCGAAUGUGAUCAUUAAAAACAUCGACCUUUCAUCGAUGAAUUAUAUUCUAUCAAAUAUCGACUGGGAUUUACGAUUUUCAACAAUGUCAAUUGAUGAAAUGUUUGAUGAUUUGAGAGGAAUACUUCUGGAGCUUAUUGAAUAUUUUGUACCAACAGUAACUCAUCUAAUUCAUAAUAUAAUUUAUUCCAAAGAAACCAAACAAUUACUAAAAAAGAAAUUAUUGAUUUGGAAGAAAGCAGGUAACUCGGACGAGUAUAAACAUGUUUCAGCAUUAUUCAAAAGGUCACUCGUGAAAUCUGAAGAAGAAAGAAUCUAUAAACGAAAAAGUGAUAUACCGGCAAUACGAUAUAAAUCUAAUGAGAAUGUUAUCAUGAGUGAUGAAGGAAAAGCCGAAAUAUUUGGAGAUUGCUUCAGUGAAUUUUUCAACAUUGACAAAGAUAUCCUUCCUGCUACAGGGAAUCUAACUUCUAAGUUCAGCUCAGAUGUCAUAUUCACGCCGGAGAAUAUCGAGUAA
Messenger RNA from Caenorhabditis briggsae, 1767 nucleotides. The coding region runs from base 1 to 1767 and encodes 588 amino acids. The transcript has 5 exons. The record is from RefSeq and is a predicted model, not a curated record. NCBI's taxonomy places the organism in Eukaryota, Metazoa, Nematoda, Chromadorea, Rhabditida, Rhabditidae.